Messenger RNA from Pelmatolapia mariae (spotted tilapia), 1500 nucleotides. RefSeq lists its product as uncharacterized. Lineage: Eukaryota; Metazoa; Chordata; Actinopteri; Cichliformes; Cichlidae. Gene Ontology annotation, molecular function: ubiquitin-protein transferase activity. The record is from RefSeq and is a predicted model, not a curated record. Bases 74 to 1156 code for a protein of 360 amino acids. The transcript has 7 exons.
GACGCCCACAUUUAACCUGCAGGUGGAGGCCAUCGUCAGCCUCAGCUGCUGUCACAGAGGAGGUUAUGAUGGGAUGUCAUCACUGAACAGAUCUGUUUGGCCAGCCGCUCCAGUGACCUCUGACCUUGCUGCAGAACAAACAUGUCCGUCAUACAAGCAGUUCAUGGAGUACAAAAAAUCUAAAUCCAAAGAGCGUCAGGCCUUCAGCUGUGGAGCAAAAUUAAAACUCAAGCAACAGAGUAAACCUGUCAAGAUCAAUAUAGGAAUAAUGGUGUCACAACAAACGGACUUAAAACCGGUAAGAGGGAAAACACUGCCCUUAUCUAUUAGCCCCGAAAUUACAGCCCCUGACCUCCUGAAGCAGGCUGUAGAAAAAAUGAGAGCAUUCAACAAGGACUUGGUGGAGGGACCAUAUGUCCUUUUGUAUCCCGACUGCACAGAGGUGAUAAAUGUGCCUGGGUCAGAAAGGCCAUUCCGAUUGGCAGACUACAAAGAGGAAAUAGGAAAGAACUACAACAGGAUUUCUCUUUUCAUUUGCCCAGAGAGCCACUUCAAACAAGCUCUGAUUGCAGAGGAUGGUACCUCAGACUCAGACCCUGAGAUUGUGAUUACAUCAAGAAGCACAGCUGAGUUCAACCAGGCAGACACAUUGGUUUUCAAACCACAAGACCAGAGUACCCCUAAUGGUAAACAUGCAGAGAAGGAAUUUAAAGAGGGUCUUUCAGCACUUAAUUUCCUGAGUGCACUCCAGCAACACCCUACUUUGCUUUCCCCGGUCCUGUGUCACAUGGAAAAGAAACUCACAGCUCUUGAACUUGAGAGACUUUUCAAACCUGACUUCAGCCCAUCUGGAAGUAACAGGAGACGUCUGGAAAGUCAAACUGUGGGCUACUGGUCAGACUAUCUGCUUGACUGUGAAGAAUCACAAACUGCUGUGUCGGUGGGCGAUGUUCUGAUGUUUGCAACUGGGCUAACAUCACUGCCACCUUCUGGAUUAGAUCCACUACCAAGCCUACAGUUCCUGGAUGACUCUUUAUUCCCGAUGGCAAAAACAUGCUUAAACUUAUUGAAACUACCAAUGAUAACCUCAUAUUCCGUGUUUAAAUCCAACAUGGAUUUUGGAAUUCAAAACUCUCCAGGAUUUGGAUGUUUCUAGGAUGUCUGGCCUUGUAGUUCAAACCUGCUGUUGAUUUGUUUCUCAAGUUUUUAAGUCAAGAUUUUUUUUAAAGAUGUUAUGAAUAGGAGAAGGUGGGACAUGCUGGUGGUACAGCACAAAUCCAUUAUAGUUUACCAGGUUUAUUGUAGUUUUAUUAGAUAACCCAGUCACUUACAGCUGCUUCUUCUUGGCAUUACAUUGUAAAUUCUGUAGGUUUUUUGCUACGGGACUUAUCCAGAAAUCAGUUAUGUAUUUGAGCAUGUUUUUUAUUCUAAAAUGUAGGUACAUAUGUUCAAAGGAGAUUUAAAAUCCAAUGGCUUGACUUGAUUUGUUCAAAGGUUUGA